UCCUACAAGUAUCGUGGCAGAAGUAGGAGACACCACGUGAAUAAUGAAUAGAGUCUUGAAACACCUGUUAUUCUUGUAUUCCUCUAUGAGAAGGCUAUAAAUGCACUCCUGAGCAGGCAGCUCUUACGUACUGCUUACUAAACGGUGGCUAUAAAAGGGGUCGCGUUCCUGCUGCUUCCACAGGUAUCAAGUAUGACGCUACUUUUGUUCCAAAUUGGAAUUGUAUUUACAGCUGUUUUAUACCAAAGUGUGGAAGGAAAGAGAGAUCCAAUCACAUAUUGUGGAGCCUGCAGGGCAAUGGUAGAUGAGCUGCUCUAUGAAAUUAGGAAAGUGAGCCCGAGUAAAACAAUUGACGUAGGGUCAUUCAGGAUAAAUCCAGAUGGGACUCAGGUACAGAAUAAGGUUCCAUUAGUCAAAUCUGAGGUAUAUCUAACAGAGGUUUUAGAAGGAAUAUGUGAGAAGAUGGAUGACUACAGCCUCUACAUAGACCCUGAUACCAAGGAGAAGUCUUUCAAAAGGUUUGCUCCCAGAGAUAACGAUGCGUUCCCUUCAGUCGACUUUAACAAUUUCCAGUUCAAUCCCGGAGAUAGCAAUCCUCUAAAGUAUGCGUGUGAGAGUGUGGUGGAGGAGAAUGAUGAGGAAAUAAUUUCACUUAUUAUCAAAGAUACAGAAAAUUUUGUCGAGAAGCUGUGCAAUGAAGUAGCAGGAUUUUGUAAAGACGUUCCUCACAGUGAAUUAUAAAAGACUCCAAAAUGAAGCUACAAAGAACUGUUUUUUGUUUUGUUUUUUAAUACAUUUUCUAGCCAAGUAACAUGAACUAUGGUGUCUUAUUGCCUCCACCCACUGAUGCUAGUACGGUCAUAUUUUGGACGUGACUUUAUCUACCAGCCAUGACAUAACGGGUUUGAAAAUUGAUAAUUACCUUUUCUGUGGCCCUAAAAAAGCCCCUUCCUUUCUCUUACGCACCUAGUUAGGUUUUUUAUUGUAAUCAUCUAUCAAUAAACUAUAUUUUAAGAAA
This is a messenger RNA of Bufo gargarizans (Asiatic toad), 1018 nucleotides long. It is a transcript of the gene CNPY1, whose product is annotated as canopy FGF signaling regulator 1. The record is from RefSeq and is a predicted model, not a curated record. Gene Ontology annotation, cellular component: endoplasmic reticulum. Bases 193 to 741 code for a protein of 182 amino acids. The transcript is spliced from 6 exons. NCBI's taxonomy places the organism in Eukaryota, Metazoa, Chordata, Amphibia, Anura, Bufonidae.